AUGUUAAGCAGUGUAAGCUAUACGUUAGCUGGUGUUUGGGUGCUGGGACAAAAUUCGGUUUUGUUGGUUGGUAAGCGAGUGGAUAGGAUUGUACUGACUAGUCCUGGAGUGUUAGUGCAUGAAAACUUAGUGGUGUGUGAGAAUAAGCAGAUUUUAGCAGUAGUUGGCGAUCAGUUGCAGGUAAUGGGUUCGGUAGAGAAGCGACCGACUAAGUUGGCAAGUGAAGUAGUUGAUGGUGAACAGUUGUUGUACAUUGCUGAUCGUGCUGGGAAUGUUUAUCGGAUUAAACCGGGUCAAGAAGAGAAAGCAACUCUUCUGUUUGGAUCUAUUUCAACUAUUACUGAUUUGGUUAUUACUAAGGAUUAUAUUGUUACAGUUGAUAAGGAUAGUAAAAUAAGAAUUACGCAUAAAGAAUAUCCCCAUCGUAUUGCUCAUUUUGGACUGGUACAUGCUAAGCCUAUUUUAAGCACGGCAAUUAUUGCUGGUCGGUUUAUUGUCUCUGGUGGGUAUGAUUGUUACUUAUCUGUGUACGAUUUAGAGAGUCAGCAGGCAAGUAUCUUUGAUUUGCGCAAUUAUACUAAUUCAGAGUUCAAUCCGCGCUUACUGCCAGGAAUUGAAUCUUCUGCUCGUAUUCCUAAUACGCAAGCUGUCUCAGAAUCUCUAGUCAAGAAGGUUUUGGCAGUUGACGAUUAUUUGCUUCUUCUGACUGAUGACAAACCUGUGCUUUUAAGUAUUAGGCGUUUAGAAGCCUCUUUAGAACUAACGCAUAUUCCUACUCCAGCAUUAAACUCCUUAUCUGAUAUUCAAGAUGGUGUGACUGCUGGUGGUAAAAAUGCCUUUAUUCUCAUUAAUGUUUCCGGCCAGCUCUACCAGUACUCUCCCAACGGCCCUCUUACUCAUCUUGCCAAAAUAUCCGAUUACACCCCCAAUAUAGAUCUAAGUGUAGCCAGUAAGUGCUAUUCUAUCUAA
This is a messenger RNA of Nematocida homosporus, 969 nucleotides long. RefSeq lists its product as uncharacterized. The transcript has a single exon. Bases 1 to 969 code for a protein of 322 amino acids. NCBI's taxonomy places the organism in Eukaryota, Fungi, Microsporidia. The record is from RefSeq and is a predicted model, not a curated record. Gene Ontology annotation, biological process: RNA (guanine-N7)-methylation. Gene Ontology annotation, molecular function: protein binding; tRNA (guanine(46)-N7)-methyltransferase activity. Gene Ontology annotation, cellular component: cytosol; nucleus; tRNA methyltransferase complex.